Molecule: messenger RNA, 2279 nt
Organism: Humulus lupulus (European hop)
Lineage: Eukaryota; Viridiplantae; Streptophyta; Magnoliopsida; Rosales; Cannabaceae
Product: DEAD-box ATP-dependent RNA helicase 53, mitochondrial-like
Exons: 8
Coding region: 121-1965 (614 amino acids)
Molecular function (GO): nucleic acid binding; ATP binding
Source: RefSeq, a predicted model, not a curated record
GAGGACUUAGCAAUCUCGUCCGCCUCAGUAUCCCAAAACCCUUACUUCCCUCUAAAACCCUAGCUCUCUCAAGAUUUAGGGGCUCUUCUCUUCAAACCCUAACCCUAAAUUGGAGCGAAGAUGUUGAGCAUUGUCCUACGUAGACGGAGUCUCGCAGCCGUUGAGACUCUGCUACGCCACCGCCACCAUUCAAUCGCCGCCACGGCUGCUUCAGCAGUCGACACUGUUGUAUCCGGAAAUGGUGGUGCCGGUGGUGAGGUUAAGUCCUUCUCCAAUACCGGGGUGCUUCAAAGGGAGAGCUCAUACGGUUUCCAUGUUAGAAGCUUCCACGCAAAAUCUGGGCGGUUGGAUUAUCGUGCCUCAGCGGUUUUGCAGGCUGAGUUCGCGGUCGAUGUGGACUCGUACGAAGAUUCGGCCAAAGGGAGUGGAAAUGAUGAGGGGCUUGAUAUUUCGAAGCUUGGAAUUGCACAGGAGAUUGUUUCUGCUUUAGCUAAGAGGGGUAUUUUAAAGUUGUUCCCUAUACAGAGAGCUGUACUUGAACCAGCAAUGGAAGGUCGUGAUAUGAUUGGCCGAGCUAGAACGGGAACUGGGAAAACUCUUGCUUUUGGAAUCCCCAUCAUGGACAAGAUAGUUCAGUUUAAUGCUAAACAUGGGCGUGGAAGGAAUCCAUUGGCUUUGGUUUUGGCUCCAACAAGAGAACUUGCUCGGCAAGUUGAGAGGGAGUUCCAAGAGUCUGCCCCCAGUUUGGAUACAAUUUGUGUUUACGGGGGUACACCUAUUUCAGCCCAAAUGAGGCAGCUUCAGUAUGGUGUAGAUAUAGCUGUCGGAACACCAGGUCGUGUUAUUGAUCUUCUCAAAAGGGGUGCCCUAAAUCUAACUGAAGUUCAGUUUCUUGUUAUUGAUGAAGCUGAUCAGAUGCUUCAAGUGGGAUUUCAGGAGGAUGUAGAGAGAAUCUUAGAGAGUUUGCCCAAGAAGAGACAGAGCAUGAUGUUCUCUGCAACUAUGCCUUCAUGGAUUAGAAAGCUUACUCAAAAUUAUUUGAAAACCCCUGUGAAUAUUGAUCUGGUUGGAGACUCUGACCAGAAACUGGCAGAUGGUAUUUCUUUAUAUUCAAUUGCAUCAGACAUGCAAGGAAAACCCUCAAUUAUUGGUCCACUAAUUACGGAACAUGCAAAAGGAGGUAAGUGUAUUGUUUUCACUCAAACAAAACGUGAUGCUGAUCGGUUGGCAUAUGCCAUGGCGAAAAGCCAUAGAUGUGAGGCGUUGCAUGGUGAUAUCUCUCAAAGCCAGAGGGAGAGGACACUCGCAGGCUUCCGAGAUGGGAAUUUCAAUAUUCUAGUAGCCACUGAUGUUGCUUCUCGUGGACUAGAUAUACCAAAUGUUGAUCUGGUAAUACAUUACGAGCUUCCAAACAAUUCAGAAAUAUUUGUUCAUCGAUCAGGCCGAACGGGCCGUGCAGGAAAGAAGGGGGCUGCUAUUCUAAUAUACACACACGACCAGAACAGGGCUGUCAGGUUUAUUGAGCGAGACGUGGGAUGCAAAUUUACAGAGCUUCCUAAGAUCGCUGGUGAUAGUACAAGUGUAGACAUGUUCGGGGACAUGGGAUUUGGAGGCAUGAGGGAUCGUCGACCCGGUGGUCCAGGGCGUUCUGGGUUUGGUGGCCGUCCGGGAUUUGGUGGCCGUUCUAGUGGCUAUGGUGAUUCUUCUCGUGGAUCUAGCUCUGGUCGUUUUGGUGACUUUGGUGACUUUGGUCAAUCUGGAGGUGGAUUUGGUGGAUCUGGCACAAAACGUUCAGGGAGCUUUGGUGGUUCUGGUUCCAGUCGCUCAGGUGGUUUUGGAAACUUUGGCUCUAGCCGCUCUAGUGGAUUUGGUGGGAAUUCUUUUGGCAGUGAUCCCCAUACUAGCCGUUCUGGGGGCUUUGGUAACGACAGGGAUGGUGGUAGCACGGGUCGAAGAUCCUUCUGAAUAUGUUAAAUGUAGGAAGUAAGCAAGUAAAUUAUCCGAACAAGGGGCUUAUUUUGAAAGGAUGAUCUGCUUUAGGUAUUACAAUGUAAAAUGGCUGGUAGAUGGAUUCUGCACCUUGCCUGGAAGUGCGAAUAGUUUUGGUCAUUCUGAAGAGUGAAAAGUAUCAGUUUUCAGAUCUUCUGCUGUUGAUAUGGUAAUGGUACGAUAUUAUAUUUUACUAUAUGAACGAAAAUAAUAUAUCAAAUUCUAAAUCUGAAAAUGUUUCUCAUGUUUGUAAUUUAUUCUUUUUAAGCAAUAUAUUUUUUAUUUAUUUA